AAUGCGUCACUCAAUCUGACAAUCUCGAAGUUUUCCGAAGAGUUUGUCCUGUUUUCGAUUUGAUAAACAGUUCCAUUUUCGAAAACACAAAAAGGAUGGUGGGCGCGAUGCCUGUUAAUAUAAUACCAAAAUUUUACAACAGCACGAUCGGUGGUUGUAACGGUAUGGAAGAUGAAAUACAAGUAUCUAUCGGUAGUAGAGUGAAGAGUGGUGAUGAUAUUGGCAUUGUAAAAUAUAUCGGUGAAGUGCAGGGUUACAACGGGAUAUGGUACGGAGUAGAAUGGGAUGAUGUUGCUAGAGGGAAGCAUGACGGUUUUGUUGACAACAUCCAGUAUUUUAAAACCACGAAACCAAAUGCUGGUUCUUUUGUUCGUCCGAACAAGAUAUCACCUUUGAGGACUUGCGCUGAUGCCAUUCGGAAGUACUACGGUGAUCGCGAGGAUGAAACCGUAGCUGCUCAUCGUAGAACUGUUAUCAAUGAGUGGAAGAGAGAAAUGGGUGCUCCAUUUAUUGAAAUGGUCGGAUUUGAGAAGAUACAUCAGAAACAAAAGUUUGACCGUCUCCAAGAGGUGUGUGUUCAUGACCAGAAUGUGUCUACCGCUGGUGAUGUUGCUUCCCUUUGUCCGAAUGUCCGCAGUUUAGAUGUCUCUAGGAAUUUAUUUUCCAAUUGGCGUGAAGUGAUUCAACUCUCCGCUCAGUUGCCUGAUUUGAAAGAACUGGAUGUUAGCAAAAACCGUAUGGCAAUAGACAUGCCGGUGGAAACAUUAUCCCAGUUGUCUAUAAACUUUGCCAACCUUGAGAAACUUAAUUUAUCAGUAUGUGAUUAUGAGUGGUCCGAUAUUCUAGUAUUGUCACAUCUCUGGCCGAAAGUAAAUGAAAUAAUAGCAGCGUAUAACAGAAUUAAAAAAAUAACAUCACCCGAUAUCACUCUACGUACUUUAACGAUAUUACGUUUGGAUGGUAACCCAAUUGAUUCAUGGAAUGAAGUGAACAAUCUCGGAAGACUGAAAAAUCUAAAAGUGUUAAGUUUGAAUGAUUGUAAAAUUUCUGAAAUAAGAUUUAAUAAUGAUCCAGGGAAUGGGAAAGUUGAUAUUUUUGAUAAUUUGGAAGUUUUAUUUUUGAACAGGAAUCAAAUUAAUGAUUGGAGAUCAAUAAGCGAGUUGGAUAAAUUGAGGAAUUUAAAAAAGUUAUAUUUCUUGAAGAAUCCAAUACAGAAUAGUGAAGAUUACGAUACUACUUCACAGCUUGUUAUCGCUAAAAUAGGCACUUUACAGGAACUAAAUGGUUCAAUAAUAACCCGUGAACUCCGUAGAGGUGCGGAAUAUGAUUAUCUCAAGAGAUAUGGUGCGGAGUGGAAACUAGCUCAAGAACAAGAUGCACAUAAAAAAGCGUUUGAUACAGAACAUUGUCGAUUCCAGGAACUUCUUGAUAAAUACGGUAUACCGGAUGAUAGUUUGUUAGUAAAACAACAGAAGAAUACAACUCUAACAUCACAAUUAUUAGAAAUUGUACUACGCGAUGAAAAUGGAAAAACAUUAAAAAAGAAAUUCCCAUCAACUAUGGCUGUACAGAAACUGGUAACACUCACACAAAGACUGUUCUCGAAGCAUGGCAACACUGGAACGCCGACGUUAAAUCUCGUCGACGAUCAAAUGAAAGGCGCUGAAAUAACUCUGGAUAAUGUUAUGAAAGAUCUCGCUUAUUAUUCAAUAAAAAAUGGCGAUACAAUCCUCGUUAGAUUCAGAUAAUGUGGAAACUGGAUAUUUUUACAUGGCAACACUAAAACGAUAGUUUCGUUAAUUGGCUUUAUUACAAAUGAUUUCUUUUGUUCUAUUUAACAAAGAAAGCUUUGUAUACGACUAAAAUUGUUUAUUUAUUGCGAAUUAAUAUUUUCCAAAAUAAAUAUCCUAUUUUAUUUUAUUUUA
Molecule: messenger RNA, 1925 nt
Organism: Papilio polytes (common Mormon)
Lineage: Eukaryota; Metazoa; Arthropoda; Insecta; Lepidoptera; Papilionidae
Gene: Tbce
Product: tubulin-specific chaperone E
Exons: 7
Coding region: 96-1748 (550 amino acids)
Biological process (GO): protein folding
Molecular function (GO): alpha-tubulin binding
Source: RefSeq, a predicted model, not a curated record